AUGGCCUCCACCAACCCCACCACCCUCCCACCGCCUCCGCAGCUGACCCCCGCCGGCGAGAACGGGGAGGCGUCGCCGGCGCCGUCGGAGGAGGAACUGUCGCAGUCGCCGGCGUUGAGGCCCUCUGUGGCCUCCAUUUCUCUCUCCCUCUCCUCUAUCCUCUCCGCCCCCAAGGUCUCUCCUUCUGUGGCGGCCCUCCCUUCCAAGGUCAGUAUUCCGUCUCAGAUCUCCGCAAUCUCCCACCUCUCCCUCUCCUCUUCUUCCUCCGCUGCCUCGAGGCCGUCCUGCAAUUCCCGGUCCGCCGCCAUAUCCGCCUUCCCCCUCCAGAACCCCCUCCGUCACAUCACCCGCCGCCCGGGUGAGCCCACCAACCCCGCGGGCGGUCGCCGCUGCACGGUUGUCUGGUUCCGUAAUGAUCUGCGAGUCCAUGACAACGAGGCCCUGACCACAGCCAGCAACGAUUCCCUCUCCGUCCUCCCCGUAUACCUCUUCGACCCGCGGGACUACGGCAAAUCCUCCUCUGGCUUCGAUAAGACGGGUCCUUACCGCGCCACUUUCCUCCUGGAGUCCGUCCGCGACCUCCGGAACAACCUGAAAGCUCGUGGAUCAGAUCUCGUCGUGAGGAUCGGGCGGCCUGAGACAGUGCUCGGGGAGCUGGUGCGGGCGGUGGGGGCGGAUGCGCUAUACGCGCACCAGGAAGUGUCCCAUGACGAGGUACGGACGGAGGAGAGAGUGGGAAAGGCAAUGGAGGAGGAAGGCGUGGAGGUGAAGUACUUCUGGGGAAGCACAUUAUACCACAUCGAGGACCUACCUUUCGAUCUGCAGCAGAUGCCAUCGAACUAUGGAGGUUUCAGAGAGAAGGUGCAGGGGUUGGGGGUGAGAAAGACGAUUGAGGCGCUGGAUCAACUCAAGGGAAUCCCAGCAAAAGGGGACGUAGAACCAGGGGAUAUUCCAACCUUGAUGGACCUUGGCCUUACUUCACCGACGGCAGUGACUCAGGUGCCUCAUUUUUCCUUGUUGAAGUUCUCUUAUUUGACCUUCUGAUCGAAACUCUAUUGUAUUAUUUUUUUAUAUAUCUUUAAAAACGUGGAAUUUCCAUGAUUGCUGUGAUCUGGUUCCGACUAUGAUAUAUUAGAACGAUAUGGAUUUUAAGACUUUAGUAUCUCAAAGUUUUCUAUGGUGCCAUAGUGGGGCUGGUCCAACCAUUUAGAUUGAAGGAAGUUAAAUCCGGUUAAAUAUACACUGAAAAAUUUCCCAACAAUGCUGGAGAUGAAGUUCUGUUUCUGUGACGAGACACUGGAGCCAAUUCCAGCCAACUGUUAUCCAUUCCAAACCCGAGUAUAGAAUUUGUGUUGUAGACUUGUCGUGGUUGUUAUUAUUGGGCUUCAAACACAGGCCAUGCGAAAGCCAUAACUCUUCAUGAGCUUCCACUGUUAUUCCUUCCAUAGAAUUCAUGCACAUAUACAUGGUAAUAACUGUUGAAUCCGCAUUAGAAAGAAUGAUAUCUUUGAUGGGAAUCGGUCUCUCCUUAUUCUUAUUGCUGGACCUCAAGCAGGCCAUGAUUCUGUUUUAAUGGUAUCUUCGUACGCAGUAAACUGAUUGCAUGAUUCAAACUUGCAUAUACACGACAAAGAGAGCACAAUUAUCGUUUUCAGUGCAAUAUAUGAAUCUUAGUUUGAAAAAUAAGAUGCUUAUUGUGGUGAAUUACGCAAUCUUAUUUUUGACCUGCUGUCCUAGCCUCUGACUUGCGACGACUAUGAUGCAUUUUCAAUGGAUUUGCACGCCCCAUGCUUGACUUUAAUGGGUAUCAAGUCCCAGAUUCAUAUUCUGUGGUUCUUUUGUCUUUAAUUCGCAAUUUUGAUAGAAUGUUUUCUGAGAAAUGAAGGUCGAUAAUUUUUUUAUUAUCUACGUUUGCCACCAUAGCUCUCCUACUGAAACCCGCUUCCUCUUGAUAGAAUGUUUUGCAGCCCAAAGAAAUCCUCCAUCUCAGAGAUUGGUGGCUUUGUUCAGUGCUUCCAGCUCCGUCCCUGCUUCAAACCAUUUUGUCUUCUACAUAUUACCAUAUCCCUAGAGUCAAUAAUUUCUCUAAAUCUAAAACUAGUGCUGAGGAAAACCACACAAUCUCUGAGAUCGAGUUCUAGACUUUGGCCGUGAAUUAUUUGCUAUAGUUGGAACGCACAUUUACCUUUUGAAUCAACAUGCUCAGGGUACAAUUGUUUUUUAUUCAAACCCAUUCCCGAUUCUCAUCUCUUCACGAUUCACACUUCCCGCAUAUUAGAGUCAAAUCUCUGAUAAAAUGAUCAUAUGCCCUCGUGGUGAAUUAUUAGGAUAUUAGGCCCGCCAGCAAUGCAUCUCUAAUUGGUGGCGAAAGCCAAGCGCUGGAGAAACUCAAGCGGUUCGCUGCUGAAUUCCGGACUCAUCCAAACAAGGGAAACAAGGAUGGCAACCAGGACAGCAUUUAUGGUGCGAAUUUUUCCUGCAAGAUCUCCCCAUGGCUAGCCACGGGCUGCCUCUCCCCACGCUUCAUGUUUGACGAACUGAAGAAGACGGCCACAAGGUACCCAUUCCGCAAGAACUGGGAAAUGCCUCCGAAUUCGAAUUUUUAUUCAGCCAAAUAAGGAUGCCCAGAUUCUACUCCUGAUCUCUGUUGUCUCGAUUUUCUUAGAACAAUCUCUGCUGCCUCUGCUCCCAACAAGGGGGGGAUGAAUUGGCUGAUGUUCGAGCUGCUUUGGAGGGACUUCUUCAGGUGAUUAGAUCUUCUCGAGGAAAUUAAUAUAUCUGGGCCAUCUGCUGGAAGAUUUCCAUAAUCGCGGAAAUUCUCUCUGGGUAUCCAUCUCCAGGUUCAUCACCAAGAAGUACAGCUCCAGGAAGAAGGUCGAGGCCGUACCCGCCACCGCUUGCACCGGAGCACUGCUCUGA
Molecule: messenger RNA, 2919 nt
Organism: Spirodela intermedia
Lineage: Eukaryota; Viridiplantae; Streptophyta; Magnoliopsida; Alismatales; Araceae
Source: the annotation of a GenBank genome assembly